Messenger RNA from Setaria italica (foxtail millet), 961 nucleotides. Its product is annotated as polyamine oxidase. NCBI's taxonomy places the organism in Eukaryota, Viridiplantae, Streptophyta, Magnoliopsida, Poales, Poaceae. The record is from RefSeq and is a predicted model, not a curated record. The coding region runs from base 26 to 961 and encodes 311 amino acids. Gene Ontology annotation, molecular function: oxidoreductase activity. The transcript is spliced from 6 exons.
GAACGGGCCGGCGACGCCGGUGGACAUGGCGCUGGACUACUACAAGUUCGACUACGAGUUCGCGGAGCCGCCGUGCGUGACCAGCGUGCAGAACUGCGUUCCUCUCCCGACGUUCAGCGACUUCGGAGACGACGUCUACGACGUCGCCGACCAGCGGGGCUACGAGUCCGUCGUCUACAACCUCGCCGGCCAGUACCUCAAGACCGACAAGUCUGGCAAAAUCGUCGAUCCCCGGUUAAAGCUCAACAAGGUGGUUCGUGAGAUCUCCUACUCCCCGAAUGGGGUCACCGUGAAGACGGAGGACAACUCGGUCUACCAAGCAGACUAUGUCAUGGUUUCUGCAAGUUUAGGAGUCCUGCAGAGUGACCUCAUUCAGUUCAAGCCUCAGCUACCUGCAUGGAAGGUUGUGGCGAUCUACCAAUUCGACAUGGCCGUGUACACCAAGAUAUUCGUCAAGUUCCCCAAGAAGUUCUGGCCUGAAGGGAAAGGGAGGGAGUUCUUCCUCUAUGCGAGCAGCAGGAGAGGUUACUACGUAGUGUGGCAGGAGUUUGAGAAGCAGUACCCUGAUGCCAACGUCCUCCUUGUCACCGUGACUGACGAGGAGUCUAGGCGUAUUGAGCAGCAGUCGGACAACCAGACCAAGGCAGAGAUCAUGGAGGUGCUGAGGAAGGUGUUCCCUGGCAAGGACGUCCCUGAUGCGACCGACAUCCUUGUCCCGAGAUGGUGGUCCGACAGGUUCUACAAGGGCACCUUCUCCAACUGGCCAAUUGGUGUGAACCGCUACGAAUAUGACCAGCUCAGGGCGCCGGUUGGGAGGGUUUACUUCACUGGUGAGCACACAAGCGAGCACUACAAUGGCUAUGUCCAUGGCGCUUAUCUUGCAGGAAUUGACUCUGCAGAAAUUCUGAUCAACUGCGCCCAGAAGAUGUGCAAGUACCAUGUUGAGGGCAAGUAUUACUAG